AUGAGUCUCCUCGAUGACGGCACCACCUCUUGGAUGCUGUCUCCUCCGCCGCCGCUCAGCACAGUGGCUGCUGUCCAGACUCCAACAGUCCUCGCACCAGAACGAGUGACGGAGAAUGGCCUUGUAGACUGGAAUAAACAGGCAACUUGGUCCUUCCAAGGAAUGGACCCGCACGCCAUUAGCCAGGUGUGCAAAGACGCAAGAGAUGUUGUGAAGAAGCAUUGCGUCGCCUUCCGGGGGAAGAAUACCACCCCCAUCACGACCAAGGGGCCGGUCGUUGCAGUUCUUGAUGAUGGCAUCACCACUCCCCAGAAGAUUCCACUCAAAAUGCUCCUGCAAGAGUCGAAGGACCUUGGAAAGAAACUAGACUCUUUCAGUCUAUUCAAAGAGCUCCCACAGGAGCUUCAGGACGAAAUUUGGAAAUUUGCUGUCCAGACCCUUGCUGUCUUGGCACCUCAGCAGUAUGUGCCACGGCAGCUCUCAAACGGCGCUCGACCACUGAACGCCAACCUCUCCACCUAUCUCUCUCGCUUUGUGGGCUAUAACGGCCCUGAGAUCAACGAUGAACGACGCUGCACUUUCGUGCAGCAUAGAGAGAGGGAGUUGUGCAAGAUUGUGGCAGAGGAUGCCUUCGCCAACGGCUCUCCACGGAUUCACUUCCUGCCACUCUACUCCCCUUACCGGGAGUAUUACGCCGACGCCAGCGAAGAUCGAGCCGUUGAGCAUGCUGCCUGCCAUCAUGAGCUCACAUCGCGCGAUGCCGUCACAGAUGACCAGAGUGAGAAGAUUUGCCGGCCCCCGCCGGCCAUGACGGAAAUGAGCUCACAUGUCGUGACGAUGUUACCGAUGAACAAAUCAAGAACGAACUCGAUAAUGCGUGGCAGUGUCUAG
This is a messenger RNA of Clonostachys solani, 891 nucleotides long. The record is from the annotation of a GenBank genome assembly. NCBI's taxonomy places the organism in Eukaryota, Fungi, Ascomycota, Sordariomycetes, Hypocreales, Bionectriaceae.